CAAACACAAGCACGCACACACCACUGGGAGAUCAGAACUUCUAGCUGGCUCUCGGCUGCCACAGCUCCACCGAAGGGUGGGGGGAAUCGGAGGGAGCCUUGCCGGAGACCCAGAGCUGAGAGGAGAGGCAGGUGGUGCAGGUGCGUCACCUGGAUCAUGAGGUCAUCCCUCUGCUGGCUCCUCCCACUUCUCCUCAUCUUGGCCUCAGAGGCCCAAGGCCAGCCAACAAGACGACCAAGACCCAGACCAAGGCCCCGGCCCAGACCCAGACUCAGGCCUACACCCAGCUUUCCUCAGCCCGAUGAGCCAGCGGAGCCUACAGACCUGCCUCCUCCCCUCCCACCAGGCCCUCCGUCUAUCUUUCCCGACUGUCCCCGGGAGUGCUAUUGCCCCCCUGAUUUCCCCUCUGCGCUCUAUUGUGACAGCCGCAACCUUCGAAAGGUCCCUGUCAUCCCACCCCGCAUCCAUUACCUCUAUCUCCAGAACAACUUCAUAACUGAGCUCCCAGUGGAGUCCUUCAAAAAUGCCACCGGCCUGAGGUGGAUCAACCUGGACAACAACCGGAUUCGCAAGGUGGACCAGAAGGUGCUAGAGAAACUACCCAGCCUGGUGUUCCUCUACAUGGAAAAGAACCAACUUGAAGAGGUACCCUCGGCCCUGCCCCGGAACCUGGAGCAGCUGAGGCUAAGCCAGAACCACAUCUCCAAGAUCCCGCCCGGCGUCUUCAGCAAGCUGGAGAACCUGCUGCUGCUGGAUCUGCAACACAACAGGCUCAGCGACAACGUCUUCAAGCCCGACACUUUCCAGGGCCUUAAGAACCUCAUGCAGCUCAAUCUGGCCCACAACAUCUUGAGAAAGAUGCCACCCAAGGUCCCCACGGCCAUUCACCAGCUCUACCUGGACAGCAACAAAAUCGAGACCAUCCCUAAUGGCUACUUCAGGGGCUUUCCCAACCUGGCCUUCAUUCGCCUCAACUACAACAAGCUCUCAGACAAGGGCCUCCCCAAGAAUUCCUUUAACAUCUCCAACCUGCUCGUGCUCCACCUGUCGCACAACAAGAUCAGCAACGUGCCUGCCAUCAACAACAGGCUGGAGCACCUGUAUCUUAACAACAACAGCAUCGAGAAAAUCAACGGGACCCAGAUUUGCCCCAACAAUAUAGUUGCCUUCCACGACUUCUCCUCAGACCUGGAGGAUGUGCCACACCUCCGCUACCUGCGGCUGGAUGGAAACUACCUGAAGCCACCCAUCCCACUGGACCUCAUGAUGUGCUUCCGCCUGCUGCAGUCCGUGGUCAUCUAGGCCUUACUCUGCCCCUGGAGCUCCUCUGGCCGCACCUGAAUGCAGUGGCCCAGGCGCUCGUGCCCACCAUUUGUUUUCUCUGUCUCCUUUCCUUGCUCCCAGCUUUGCCUUUCUUAUCCCACCUUCCUGAGGCAGGGAAAAGCCACAUACUCUGCUGCCCCUGCAGCUUCUAGAGCAAGACUUCCAGAGCCUUGAUAUGGUCCACCCAGCUCAAAGACACCCACUGCACACCAAAACUUCUGGUCCCAGAAGACUUCAUAUUCUCCUCUCUCUCCUCCUCCCCUCAUCACUCCUGGGUAAGUCUGGGCCAUGGACUGACAUCUGGAUCUCGUCCUGGCCAAAGCAAGCAGAAGAUGGUCAGGGGCAGCCUAGAGGUGAGGUUUGGGAAGUCCUGCUGGAAAGUCCUCCAUUGUGGGCAGCUCUGGCCCAAAGAGGCUGAGAAACCCAGGUCUCCUUGGCCAAGUAUCCUAUCUUCUAAAACUGCUGCUCCACCACCCCAUUCACUGGCACCAGACAUUGCACCAGUUCUCUGCCAGCCUGUGUUCUCUGGAAAGGAGGUGCGAGGGAGCGCUGAGGGAGGGAAGAGGGUCAAAGAUUCACACAAGGGCCUGCAUCCGGCUGUCUCCUCAUCGGGAUGAGAUGGGGCCCUCCUUCUCAGCACACAGCCUCUUGGCCGGGCCUCUCUGUUCUAAGAGUAAGAGCAGGGAGGAACAUUCCGGAAGAAGAAUGGCUCAAUAAAAACUAGGAAUCAGCCAGUGGGAGAGGGGUAGGAGUCAGAGCUCCAGGAUGGGCCCGUGUGGGUGCAGAUGGGUCCUUCUGCCCCCUUGGCCGCUCUGGACAAGAGGCCGGAUGUCCUGGGGAGCACAGCAUCCACAGGUGAGGGUACAGAGCCACCAACCCCGCCUCACCAUCUAUUCUAUCAGUGAGGAUGGCCCAAUCCUUUCCAUCCCAGGGAGCAGUUCCUAAGAAACUGCUCAAGAAGGGGCGGAGCACCUGGAAAUCUCCCAGAAGCCUCUUCCACGCGUGUGGUGUCUUCCCCUUCUAAGACAGACACAGCAGUGACACCUAGUGGCUGAUGCUGGCCACAGCUGGCUCCCGUGCUCCUCUUCAUCUCUCCGGUGUGAUGUUCCAAGGUCAAGGAGUUGGCCUCAGGUUCCAACUUGGAAAGCCAUGCACAAUGUGCAUGGUCUCUCCUCUGAGAUCUAAAGGGCACAGAGGUACGGAAGCCCCAGGGUGAGGACCUGACUCCCAUCGUGAGAGAACACAAGCGGGAACCUUCAGGAACCCAGGUUAGGAUAUGGUUUCUUCCCAUCUGCUCUCUUACCUUGUGGGUCCCUUCUGUUCUCAGCUUUCAUGUGGUAAACCAAGGAGGUAGAUAAGAUACCCCUCCAAAGACCCUCUGGCGCUCAUGUUUGUGUAUGCAGCUCCACUCUUCACACCAUAUUCUAAUGCAGGACGAGUCCUAAAUCUUAUCCCUUUCCCUUGCAAUAAUUUAUUCCCCGUAUGGACUAUCCUUCCCCCAAAGUUCCCACUCCCCCUGCCUGGCCCAGAUGAGCAGUGUGUCAGGCCUCUAAGGGAAGCUUGGGUCACAGGGCUGACUCACCUUCAUCUUCCCCUUAACUCCCUCUAGGGGAUGCUGCCCCUCUCCAGCCCCCAAAGUGCAUGUUGGUGGGGGUGGGGGUGUACGUCUUUGAAAUGAGUAGGAUACAGUGCCCACUCUCAAGUUAGGUUGAGAAAAGUUCCAGAGAUGUUUAAGAAAUUGAAUUAAGCUAGGUUCCUAACUUCAAGAAAUUCCCAUUAUACUCUUGUUUUUCUCUUUUGCUAAUUUACAGAAAAUAGACCUAUUUCAUCAUAGCGUCCUUCCCCCAUGUUCCCAUACAACUGCUUCAUUCUUUGUAGCUGCAGCUGGUUUCUCCAAGGCUCUAGCUUAAAGUCGAGAUAUUACUGUGGCUGUAAGCAACCUGGUGCUAUGGCCUGGAUAAGCCCUCCUUCUGCACCUUACUCCCAUGUUGCACCCUCAUCCCCGCUGAUGAGGCCCCUCAGGGGAGCAUAGCUCCUGGGGCUCCCCGGGGAGGAGGGGUCAUUCCCCUGCUCCUGCAAACCUGAACUGUUUUGUUUCAGCAGCAACAAAAUCAGCAUCAUCCCAUUGCCCCAUCUAGACUAUGUCUGCUUCCUCCAUUGCUCCCUGCAGCUGUAAACCAGAGGAAACUACAGUGGCUUUAACAGCAAACCCCCACACACAUACCACAUACACAAUGUGCUGGUUUCUCUUGGGUUUAAGGAAGCCCUCUCCUCCAUAUACAAGUUCAUUCUCUCAGUGCUGUUGGCAUAGCAUAUACAGGUGUGUAAGCAGGUGUACAUGUGCAGUCUGUACACAUAACUAUUUUUUCUUGAAGACCAUGUUAACUUUGCGAAACAACUUGCACAUUCCAACACGCUUCACAGCAGAGAAAAUAAAGUGAUAUGAAAAAUAUCCUGCUUGAACUUGACAAUGUAAACAGAUGAGAACAGUACCUUAAAGUCAUCUUGCCACCCCUCUCCCCCUGCCUCCCACCUCGCUUGCUCGGAGAAGACUGGUGGAGAAAGACACAAAACAGACACCAU
This is a messenger RNA of Hippopotamus amphibius kiboko, 3906 nucleotides long. RefSeq names its product proline and arginine rich end leucine rich repeat protein (gene PRELP). Gene Ontology annotation, molecular function: heparin binding; protein binding. The transcript has 3 exons. Lineage: Eukaryota; Metazoa; Chordata; Mammalia; Artiodactyla; Hippopotamidae. The record is from RefSeq and is a predicted model, not a curated record. Gene Ontology annotation, cellular component: extracellular exosome. The coding region runs from base 157 to 1302 and encodes 381 amino acids.